Annulohypoxylon truncatum is the source of this 2109-nucleotide messenger RNA. RefSeq names its product DUF1900-domain-containing protein. Gene Ontology annotation, biological process: actin filament organization. The coding region runs from base 316 to 2109 and encodes 597 amino acids. The record is from RefSeq and is a predicted model, not a curated record. Lineage: Eukaryota; Fungi; Ascomycota; Sordariomycetes; Xylariales; Hypoxylaceae. The transcript is spliced from 7 exons. Gene Ontology annotation, molecular function: actin filament binding.
UGGAAAACCCCACUUGCCUUAACCUUGUCAGUCAGUUAAGGAGACGGUGGUUGGUUACUGCAGCUUGCAAAGACACGGUCGUAGAUUUUAAUAGGAGUACCUGAGUACAUGGGCUUCAAGUUUCAGUCCUCCAUCAACCUUACCUAAUAUCUUAUUGCUUCGUUUUACAUAUUCGUUCUCCCCUAUCGCCACUUUCCUCACUAAGCCUUCUCCUCCUCGCGCCCAUACGCUCACACGCUCACCGACUGAAUACCCAUUCUCCAUCUUAUUACUUACUUGCUACUUACCUCACUUGCCUAUUGUCCACGACCAAUCAUGUCUGGUCGCUUCGUUCGAGCGUCCAAAUAUCGACAUGUCUUCGGUAAAUCCACAAGGAAAGAAUUCUGCUACGACAAUCUUCGCAUAAGCCGAAAUGCUUGGGACACCAACCUAGUUAAGGCUAACCCAGAAUACCUGUCCGUCAAUUGGGAGGCCAGUGGUGGAGGUGCCUUCGCCGUCAUUCCCUUAAACGAGAAGGGGAAACUUCCCGAUGUAAUUCCUCUAUUCCGUGGCCAUACUGCCGCCGUUCUCGAUACCGACUGGAACCCUUUUAACGAUCGCCUAGUCGCUUCAGCUUCCGAGGAUGGCAAAGUAAUGUUAUGGCAAGUGCCUCAGGGCUUCACUCUCUUUACUGAUGCUGAGGAACCAGCCGACGUCUCCCCCGUCGCUAAGUUGACCGGUCAUGCGAGGAAGGUCGGUCAGGUCCUUUUUAAUCCCGCCGCCGAGAAUAUCCUCGCUUCCGCCUCCGGCGACUUUACGAUCAAAGUAUGGGACGUGGGUGCCGGCUCCUCCGUCCACACGCUAAAACACCCCGAUAUUGUUCAAAGCCUGUCGUGGAAUGCUAGUGGAACGAUGCUAGUUACAACCUCAAGAGAUAAGAAGCUUCGUGUAUGGGACGUACGACAGGAGCGCCCUGCUCAUGAAGGUCCAGGCCAUGAGGGAGCCAAGAAUAGUCGGACGGUAUGGCUAGGAGAACAAAACAGGUUUGCCACCACCGGUUUUUCGAGAAUGAGCGACCGACAGCUCGCCCUUUGGGAGCCCGGCAACAAUACGCCUAUUGGCGGAUAUAAGACUCUUGAUAGUAUCUCUGGUGUUUGCAUGCCUUUCUGGGAUGACGGUUGCAACUGCUUAUACCUUGCUGGAAAAGGUGACGGAAACAUCCGCUACUUUGAAUAUGAGAAUGAUAAAUUCGAAUUCCUGUCGGAGUAUAAGUCUGUAGAACCUCAGAGAGGUAUUGCUUUUGUUCCCAAGCGCGGGGUUAAUGUCCAUGAGAACGAAAUCAUGAGAGCCUACAAGACUGUCAACGACGCUUACAUAGAGCCUAUUUCCUUCACAGUGCCUAGACGGGCUGAGACAUUCCAAUCCGAUAUUUUCCCGCCGGCUUCUGGUAUCAAACCAGGAUGUAGCGCUAGUGACUGGCUCUCAGGUAAAACUGGCCUACCACCGAAGAUCGAUUUUGAGAGCAUCUACGAGGGUAAUGCUCCAGUCGAAGUCCCAGCCGACUAUAAGCCCCCUACUUCCACUCCAGCGCCAGCACCAGCCCCUGUAUCCAAGCCUGCUCCGAAAAAGGAGCCAGAGCCGGCACCGGCGCCGCCUCCCACCAUGAAGGAGCAAAACCGUUCCAUGGCAGUGAUAUCCUCGAAGUACGACGAUGGCGAAGAGGUGGAUGAUGAUGAAACCUCUAGUUUUGAAGAAAUCUCGAAGCCAGUCCAGCGUAGUUCGAUACCUGCAAAAACCGAACCAAAGCCGCCUUCCCCGACCAAGACCACAUCAGCGCUGCCUCCGAGGGCGGCACCGCCGCUCAAGUCACCUACUAAUGCACCAGCCUCGACUAUUGCCGCCCAGGGUCCUCUAUCCCCGACGGCAGGUGGCGUAGGAGUCGAGGGAUCCUUGGAGCAAAUCAAGCACUUGUUAGAAACACAGACGAAGUUGAUUAGCGUGCAAAGCCAACAAAUUAGCCACCUAACGGAGGAAGUAGAUGGUCUGAAGAAACGGGUGGGAUCUGGAUCGCAGGACCAGAGUGAACGCAUCCGACAGCUUGAGCUAGAACUGGAGGAGCUGAAGUCGUGA